Anolis carolinensis (green anole) is the source of this 4292-nucleotide messenger RNA. It is a transcript of the gene disp3, whose product is annotated as dispatched RND transporter family member 3. Lineage: Eukaryota; Metazoa; Chordata; Lepidosauria; Squamata; Anolidae. Gene Ontology annotation, cellular component: cytoplasm; membrane. The transcript has 21 exons. The record is from RefSeq and is a predicted model, not a curated record. Bases 155 to 4156 code for a protein of 1333 amino acids.
CGGCAAGGGAAGGCUGGCGCUUAAUAGCGCGGAGGGGUCUUGUGCAAGCGCUGUGAUCUCUUUAGCAAACGGAAUUGAAAGCCGCUUCUUUCUUUCUUUCUUAGCCCACCUUUGAGCCCAUCUUCCCACCGGUUUGGCCUUUCGGAGUCCAAAGAUGGACACCGAGGACGACCCUUUGUUGCAGGAAGUUUGGCCCAACGAGGACGAGGAGGCCUGCAAGAAGAGCCCGGGGGCCCAGUUGUGUGGCAAAUGCCAGUGGACGCCUCCACCACGGACCCCACCAGCGACAGAUGCCCUUGCCUCCAGCUUUUGGGCCGUGGUGGCUUGGGUCUUCACCAACCCUUACUCAGCCGGAAUCAUUCUCUUCUUGGGUUGCGCCAUUCCCACCGCGCUGGCCUUGACCAUGUUCUUGUACUACCCCGCUCUGGACAUCGAUAUCUCUUACAAUGCCUUUGAGAUCCGCAACCACGAGUCCUCGCUCCGUUUCGACGCUCUCGCUUUGGCCCUCAAGGCCCAGUUCGGCUCCUGGGGCCGCAGCCGUCGUGACUUGUCGGACCUCAACUUGGAGGCCUUGCAGAGACUGAUCUUUGAGCACUUGCAGCAUCUCCGGCACAACGCUUCGCAGCCGGUUCGGCGGAAACGUAGCGUCCCGGAACAGAACAGGACUAGCCAGCCUCUGCUCCAGUCGUCCAGCCGGACUUCUCGCCAAUCCCGGAGUGCUCCGUCCCACUGGGAGUACCCCAAUGCCAUGGCGAGCGCCAACACUCAGACCCAUGCCCAUUGGCGCAUCGAGCUCAUCUUCCUCGCUCGGGGCGACACCGAGAACAACAUCUUCACCUCCGAGCGCCUGGUCACCAUCCACGAGAUCGAGCGCCGCAUCAUGGACCACCCGCACUUCCGGGAGUUUUGCUGGAAGCCCCACGAAGUCCUCAAAGACCUCCCACUGGGCUCGUAUUCCUAUUGCUCUCCGCCGAGUUCCCUCAUGACGUAUUUCUUCCCCACAGAGAGAGGAGGAAAGAUCUACUACGACGGGUUGGGGCAGGACCUGGCCGACAUACGAGGUUCCCUGGAGUUGGCCAUGACCCACCCUGAAUUCUACUGGUACGUGGAUGAAGGUCUUUCCGCUGAAAACAUGAAGAGCUCCCUUUUGCGGAGCGAGAUCCUUUUCGGAGCGCCUUUACCCAGCUACUACUCUGUUGAAGACCGAUGGGAGGAGCAGCGGAGGAAAUUCCAAAGCUUUGUGGUGUCCUAUGUGGCCCUCUUAGCCAAGCAGUCGACCAGCAAAGUCCAAGUUCUUUACGGCGGGACAGAUUUGUUCGACUACGAGGUCCGGAAGACCUUCAACAACGACAUGUUGCUGGCCUUCAUCAGCAGCAGUUGCAUCGCUGUCCUGGUCUAUAUCCUCGCUUCUUGCUCCGUCUUCCUCUCGUUCUUUGGGAUUGCUAGUAUCGGACUCAGCUGCCUGGUGGCCCUUUUCCUCUACCAUGUGGUCUUUGGGAUCCAAUAUUUGGGAAUCCUGAACGGAGUGGCGGCUUUUGUGAUUGUCGGGAUCGGUGUGGACGACGUCUUUGUCUUCAUCAAUACGUAUCGGCAGGCCACGCACUUGAAAGACCUGAACCUCCGCAUGAUCCACACCAUCCAGACCGCAGGGAAGGCCACCUUCUUCACCUCCUUGACCACCGCGGCAGCCUACGCGGCCAACAUCUUCUCCCAGAUUCCGGCCGUCCACGACUUCGGUCUUUUCAUGUCGCUGAUCGUUUCCUGCUGUUGGGUGGCCGUCCUCUUCACCAUGCCAGCAGCCCUCGGGAUUUGGUCUCUGUAUCUGUCUCCAAUGGAGAACGCCUGCCAGGCAAGCUGCAGCCAGAAAUGCACCAAGGAGGACACCUUGCACAUCUCCGAUGGUCUGUUGAUCUCCACAGAAGAAGGUGAUGGACCAGGACAGAGGACUCUUCCUUAUCUGGACGACGACAUCCCCUUGUUGGAUGUGGAAGAGGAUCCAGUGUCUCUCGAAACCGGGGACGUCCCAUUGGUCUCGGUUUCGCCGGAAAACCCCCAAAUCAACCCAAAGGACAGCAGCCACGGGCAUCUGAUUGGUCGCCUCCAAGAAUUAUUGCAGCGUUGGGUGCAUUGGUCGGCUGUGAAGAACAAGUGGGUGAUCGUCGGACUGUUCCUGUCAAUCCUCGUCCUCUCCAUCUUCUUCGCCAGUCGCCUCCAUCCGGCCAGCCGGGCUCCGCUUCUCUUCCGUCCUGACACCAACAUCCAAGUCUUGCUGGACCUCAAGUACAACCUAAGUGCUGAGGGAAUCUCUUGCAUCACCUGCUCAGGCUUGUUUCAGGAAAAGCCCCGCAAUCUGCAGAAUAACAUCCGCACCUCUUUGGAGAAGAAGAAAUGGGGAUCCGGGAUGGCGUGGGGCGGCCAUGGAAGCCCCAUGGGAGACGGAGGAGCCCUACAAGACCUCCAGGGAACUGUCUACAUCUUCAAAUCCAAAGGCCAAGGCAGACCAGUGGUCUACCGGUUCUCUCUCAACUCCACUGUCCCGGCGCCUUGGCAAAUGGUCUCCACCGGGGAUGGAGACAUCCCUUCGUUCCAGGUGUAUAGACUUCCUUACGGUAACUUCACCAAGAGGCUGACCGCUUGUAUGUCCACAGUAGGGCAUCUCCAGCAGAUGGGCCCCAAGAAGUGGAUGAUGACCAGCUUGUCCUGCGACGCCAAAAGAGGGUGGAAAUUCGACUUCAGCUUCUACGUGGCUGCGAAGGAGCAGCAGCGCACGCGGAAGCUGUAUUUUGCCCAAUCGCACAAGCCUCCUUAUCAUGGCAGGGUUUGCUUGGCACCUCCCGGCUGCUUCCUCAGCUCCAGUCCAGAUGGGCCCAACAAAGGCUUCCUAUACGUGCCGAGUGAGAGAGCUGCUCCCAAAACCAAGUUGUCUGUCACAUCCGGAUUCAACCCUUGUGGGAACGCGAGUUGCGGGAAGCCAGCUGUGCGACCUUUGGUUGAUACGGGAGCCAUGGUUUUCGUGGUGUUUGGGAUCCUUGGGGUGAAUCGCACCCGGAGCAUGGACAACCAUGUCAUCGGAGACAUGGGCAGCGCCGUUUACGACGACGACUUCGACCUCUUCAAAGAGGUUGGCAGCUUGUGCCGGAUCUGCAAGGCCAUCGCCCGCAACGCCAAGCUGGUCAAGCCGGGAGGAGCCCAAUGCUUGCCUUCAGGUUAUAGUAUCUCUUCCGUCCUUCAGAUGCUCCAUCCAGAGUGUAAGGAUCUCCCCGAGCCGAAUCUCCUUCCGGGGCAGCUUUCCCAUGGGGCCGUGGGGCUGAAGGAUGGCAAAGUCCAGUGGAUCUCCAUGGCCUUUGAGUCGACAACCUACAAAGGCAAGUCGUCCUUCCAGACCUACUCCGACUAUCUCAAGUGGGAGACCUUCCUCCAAGGGCAGCUCCAACAGUUCCCCGAAGGGUCUGCGCUACGCCGGGGCUUCCAGACCUGCGAACACUGGAAGCAGAUCUUCAUGGAGAUCAUUGGUGUCCAGAGUGCUCUCUACGGCCUCAUCCUGUCCCUUGUCAUAUGUGUUGCUGCGGUGGCCCUCUUCACUACUCACGUCCUACUCCUCGUUCCUGUUCUCCUCACCAUCCUUGGCGUAGUGUGCCUGGUGGUGACCAUCAUGUACUGGUCUGGAUGGGAGAUGGGAGCCGUGGAAGCCAUUUCCCUCUCCAUCCUCGUUGGCUCCUCUGUGGACUAUUGCGUCCAUCUGGUUGAAGGUUUCCUUUUAGCCGGAGAGAAUUUGCCCCUUCACUUGGCCGAGGACCCCGUUUCCAGCAGGCAAUGGAGGACCAUAGAGGCCACCCGGCACGUGGGGGUGGCCAUCGUCUCCAGUGCCGUCACCACCAUCAUCGCCACUGUCCCGCUCUUCUUCUGCAUCAUCGCCCCCUUUGCCAAGUUUGGCAAGAUCGUGGCCCUCAACACGGGCAUCUCCAUCCUGUACACCUUGACUGUGAGCACCACACUCCUGAGCGUCAUGGGCCCCCCGUUCUUCACCCGGAGCCGGACUUCCUUUCUCAAAGCUCUUGCUGGGGUCCUGCUGGCCGCCUUGGCCAGCCUGGUCAUUUGCCUGGUGUUGCUGAGGAGCGGGUUCAGGAUCCCGCUCCCCAAUGGGACCAUCCUAUAGUUCCACUGAGCCCGACACCCCAUCCCCACUGUCCCUCCUUCCUCUCCUGCUUUCUGUUCCCAUCCCAAGUGGAGUGCAGUCGGAGUUUGGGGGACCAUUCUGGGAUAGCCCCGUGUCAGCCAAUCUGCUCUGGGUC